AUGACAAUAUCAGGGCCUUCUGACGCCACCAGUUCCAAGGUGACGCUGUCGCCCCUCCCUACAAAGGAGGCCAAUGCACCGACCAAACAAACACCUGCGCUCGCCGACCCUUCCAAGCUGACCAGCCGGUCUGCUGUCGUCCAGGCACUCUCCGACCUCUCUUCCUACUCUGCGUCCCUCGAUGAUGAGCUGGUCUCGCUCUUCGAAGAAUCAGAACCCGUCGUCACCGAUGCCCGGCGGUCAAUAGCGGCUCUGGCUCCGCAAGUCCAAUUGAUACAGGAAGAAGCCGAUGUCCUCGACCGACGCCUGCAGAGCUCCGCCUCUGUGGCCAAGCGCAUCUCCGAACGCGUGCGUCUUCUCGACGAGGAGCGCAAGCGCAUCGCGCUAGCCACCGAAUGGGCGGUCCGAGUAGCAGAGCUCAAAUCGUCUCUUUCCCUGCUCGCCUCUGCUGUCGAGCAUCGCGACUGGGACAUGGCAACCAUGCACUGCCGUCGGGCCCUCGCCAUCGACCCCGCCAUCCGCUCGUCGCAAUUUGCAGCCGCCGUCGUCCCAUCCACAGACCUCCCCGAACUCCCAGAGACAACCCUGCUCGAGCUGCGCAAGACAAUGCUCACCGCCUUCACCGACGCCUUCAUCCGCUCAACGCAGAACAAGGACGAAAAGGAAGCAUCGCGCUUCUUCAAGCUCUUCCCGCAGGUGGGGUGGAAGAAGGAAGGCCUGGAGGUGUACAGCAGCUUCGCGCGAUCGAUGGUGCGCGAGAAGGGACGGAGCAUCACCGACUCGUUAGGGUCAGGCAAGGCGCAGAACCCGACGCAUUUUGCGUUGCUGCUUACGUCGUUGUUCGAGCACCUAGCUUCGCUAAUCGACAUGCACCAGCCAGUCGUGGAUCGACAUUAUGGGCUGGGCAAUUUCAGCCAUGGUGUUAUGCCAGGGCUGCAGGAUGAGUGCGAUCGGUUGGGGCAUCGCAUCAUGGACUCGUGGCGGGAGGACCGGAGCGUGCGCAGGAGGCUCGACGAGGUGCAGGCGUAUCGGUUCACAGGUGCGGCCACGGCGAAGCACACGCAGCCGUCGACGUUCAAGGCGUCCUUCGGCGUUCCAGGUCGAACAGCGAGUCCAGCCGCAGAGUCGACGGCCAAUAGCUCGUUCGACGAGCCAUCGGGUCCGGACGGGCGCGAGGUAAGCAAGAUCCUGACCGAGCUAGCUGCCAUGUCGUCGAGGUGGGGCUACUACCGCCGCUUUCUGCAGAGUCGACUUUCGUCCGGUCCGGACGCAGGCGGAGGCAAUCGACCGAAGACGCUCGAAGACGAACGCGCAGCACAGGCCGACGAGGCGCUCAAAGACUUCCGUCGCACAUCUGUUGAUCGACGCAGCUCCAUCGCUUCCAGCGCCAAUGCUCCCCCCAUUGACGCAGAACAGGACGAAGAGCUGGCAGACUCCAUCGACCACGCCACGCAAUCCAAGCUGGGCCAAGAAGUGCUCGAGUCGAUGUCGACGCUCUACAUCCCGAUGGAAACGUGGUUUCUGCGAAACAGCCUCGAGAAGGCCUUCCGCAUCGAUCAACCCGAUACCAUCUCUCGACCCUACACGUCCUCGAUCCUGGACGACGCGUUCUACGUCAUCCGCAUCGUCCUCGCGCGCAUCAUGUCCACCUCGUCCCUUGCGACCCUCACCGAGAUGACGCGUGUCGUCAAGACCAUUGUCGAGGAGGACUACAUCGAAGUCAUCGUUCGCAAGAUGGAGACGCUGUGGCGAACCAUUUCGGGAUCGAUGACGGUGGACGGGCCCCGCAAAGAUGCGGCGAGUCGCGAGAUGCGGACUGUGUUCAUCACGUAUCUCAACGUUCUCGAUGUCUCAUCCACCUACAUGUCGCGUGUUCUGCUCGAGGUGGGGCACGAGAGCUCUCUCGCGCGGCUCUUCGAGCCGUCAGAGCAGGAUGAGGCGUCAGCAUGCGUUCAGAGCCUCUCCUCUCUCGUGCAGCGAUUCCGUUCCUCGCUGCGCACCGAGAUCGAACACCUGUUCACGCAGCUCACGGCCCCCCGUCUGCGCGCGUUGCUCAUGGACACUUACCGAGACGUAUCGUACAUGCUGGACGACGAGGCCUACUCCUCGGCCGAAUCGCGCGAUCUAGUGCGUCGGCGCUUCGUCAAAUCCUGGGACCUCCUCUUUCAUCACUUUCGCGGCGUCUUUACGGAUGCCAACUUCAAUACCUAUCUCAGCAUGGCACUGGAUGCACUGCUCAAACCGUGGGAGGGCAUGGUCCUGGGCAUGCGCUUUACGGAAUUGGGAGCACUCAAGUUCGAUAAAGACCUGAGGGCGGUGGUCGGCUUCCUGACGGAUCAGACGAGUUUGCCGAUCAGGGACAAGUUCACGCGGUUGCAGCAGGUGAGUUAUGUGUUGAAUCUGGAUGGCGGUGAGGACGAGGGGGAUUUGUAUCAGAAUGCGGUGGCGAGUGGGAUUAGUUGGCGGUUGAGCAUGGCCGAGGUACGGAGUGUGAGGGGGUUGAGGGUGACGUAG
Messenger RNA from Kalmanozyma brasiliensis GHG001, 2514 nucleotides. Its product is annotated as Conserved oligomeric Golgi complex, subunit 4. The coding region runs from base 1 to 2514 and encodes 837 amino acids. The record is from RefSeq and is a predicted model, not a curated record. The transcript has a single exon. Lineage: Eukaryota; Fungi; Basidiomycota; Ustilaginomycetes; Ustilaginales.